CGACGGUGCGAGUGUUCGAAACCGCCAGCCAAUUCCAACGACGACGUGAACGAUGGCGUCGCCCGGCGUGACGUUGGAAGAGCUCGUGCCGGAGGUGGCUCAUGUCUUCGCGAUCCAAGAGUCGGCCUUGAUGAACUGCAUGUCGAUUCUGACGACGACCAUUUCGCGCCAGGAGGAAGAGAACAAGGCGAAAGCGACUGCAGCCGACAUCGUCCAGCUGCGCGGGGAUGUGAAAAAGGCUGCCGAGGUGGCCACCGAAUUCAAAAAGACGAUCCAGCGACUGGAAAAGAUGCACGAGAGAUUGCUUGCUGAGCUCCACGAACUGCGCCAGGAAAACGCUGCAAAGGACGCAGCGGUGGCAACGCUCGAGCGCCAGCACGAACAACACUUGAUCGCGUACGAACAGCACUUGGAGGAACUCGACCGACGGUUUGACUAUGUGUCCCGUAUCAAGGCCGAGCAGAAAGAGGUCGCGCGGAGACUCGAGAUGCAAGAGAGGAGUUACGCGGAGCUCAAGUUUGGCAUGGCGAUGCUGUCCAAGUCGAUUGGCGACGACAAUGGCGAGGUGUCUUCAAUUGUUCCCCUGGUGCCGUUGGUUCCUGUGAUCGGCCGCACCAGCCCCGAGCAUCGAUCCAUGAAGCACAUCAUGUCUGUGGCCCACAUGAACUCUCGACGGCCGACGUUGGCGACCGUCGCUGCGUUCACUGCUGCGAAUCAAGGCAAUGUUGUCAUCGACUUGAAUGACGAGUUCGAUGAGCCAGUGAUAAAAGCCAUGUCGAGAAAAUCCUCAGCCACCGACCAUGACGCGAGCGAGCGCGGUAGCCACACGGACCGAUCCGACAUGACUGUGAUGGUCGACGUGACGGCGGCAGUGCUUGCCAGACAAGGCUCGACGCUCUUGAAUAAGUCGUCUAGCAAACCAAGGUCGACGCCAAGCUCUGCAGUCCUGGCACGACGCCCAACCAUCGCGAGAUCCGCUCCUCAAACCAGCGCAAUCGGGGAAUCCAACGCAACUCCAGUGCUUGGAGCACGUAUCGUUGGCCCAAGUUUAGACACGUCGGAGAAACUUGACGACUCUGUUCUUUUGCAUCAAGCGACUCAAUCCCUCCUCGCGCCAAUCGUGCAAAGUCCCCCCGCCUUGUCGACGCAGGAUCAAGUCGAAGCAAUGGCGCCUGCUCGAACCGGUGUAGCCGACCACAACGAAGUUCGAGCUCCACUCGAGACCGAGUCGCAACAAGAAGUGGAGGCCACAGCUCUCGCGACAUCAACUUCUCUUGACGCUACGAUCGGGACACUGGCAGUGGAGGCAGUAGCCACAGGAGAGGCAGGCGAGCAGCAACGCAAAGACUCGAUUCUUCUUGUGCAUGCACCGAUAGACUUGAAUCCUCCAUCGGCCCUUAUUGUCCAAGAAGGACCUCUUCGCCCUGCUCCAGCGAUUCGAGAUGCUGAGACUAUGAUGCACACUCGUCUUUCCACCCAACCGUCGACAAGCGAACGGAGCAGUCCACUUCUACUGCCCGAAGUCGCAUCACCACGUAAGGCCAGCGUCACAGCUGGGCCGCCCCUGGCACAACUCGAUCCAGCCAUGAACGAGUCCCAAAUCGUUCCAAUGCCAGCUGCGGAGCCUACGGACUUUUUCGAGAAGGCGGCCAAUCCCGUAAAGCAGCGAUCGGUCAAACAAUUGGCCGCACCAACUGCGCCGGUCAUCCAAACCAACUUGGAACGAACAUUGACGAUGGCACUUCCCCAAAGCAAUCACUCUUUCGUCGCAGAGAAAUCUACGAGUCAAGCGAGUGUCGCUGCGGACCCACUUCCUCCCCCAGCAGACAGCGACUAUACCAGCGUGUCCGAAUCGUGUCAUGAGGCUGCCAUGAUCCGAUCCCACGCAGAGUACCGCUACUUGUGGCACUGGGCGUACUCGAACAUCAAGGCGCUCUGUCGCAUGCAUGGCAAACAAAAUGUCGAGCAGCUCCUGUCGGGCGCGAAAAAGGACACAGUCGGGUCUCGAGUGCGUCAAAUCGAAGAUGCGAUGGAUGCUGUCCACCAACACCUUCAGCACCUGCGCGACAAGGUCGACGGCCUCAACACGAUGCAAACCGACCUGGCCAAACUCCACCAGGGCACGACGGCGCUGGCCGACCAAGUGAUCGAUCUGCGGGGCGUGUGCAACCAAGUCGAAACCAACACGGUCGAGGUCAAAGCCCAGCUCCUCCACCUCGAGCGCGUCGUCCAUGAUUUUGAGCAAAGCUUCGUGGCAUCGCUGCAUGGGCCCAGUCCAAACUCCGAUUCCCCACGCCCGAUCGAACCGGCGGUGCCUGUCGCUGCUUUUGACGCCCUCCAAGCACAGGUCACCAUGUUGGAGACCUCGCUCGGUCGGUUGGACGCUUUCAUGGCGUCCUGUGCGUCUGCCGACACUGCGACCAAGAUGAAAUUGCAAGCGAUCGAGUCCACCCAAACGACCCAUGCGCAAGUGAUGGAAAAGGAGCUCGGUAAACUCGCUGAGGACAACCGAAAGAAAGCCACCGACCACAAGCGUGACCUUGACGACCUCGCGGCGUGCGUGAAUGCUGCCGUGGAUCGGCUGUACGUGUGGGUACAUUUCGUGACCGACGCCAUCCAUCUCGCUUGCUCCCCCGACGCCCCGACGGACUCGACAACGUAUCAAACACUCAUGUCAACGUUUCGGUCCAAGUAUGCCGCUCUUGGAGCGAAGCUGCUUACGUCAAAGAUGCACAGUCCCAACUCUGCGACGGACACCGCCAUUGCAGCCGUGUGCCGUCACGUCGAUGCCAUGGCCGACGCGAACGAUCGAGACGUCGACAAGUGCAUGCGUUCCGGCAUGCAGGCACUUGCUUUGUUGCUGGACAACUUGGUUGCAAGUGUCGCUGUUGACAGGACUGGGGAUGGCCGCAGCGUGCUGCCGCUCGUUCGGCUCGUGCGUGAAUCGAUCGUCGAAGCCAAAGCACUCGCGUGUAUCGGUGUCCUGUUUGGACGAUUUGGUCGCGUCCAGGUGACAGCAAACGCGCUGGCGACUGCUCUAGACGACACAAAGGGCGCCGUGGGUCGCCAGGCCAAGGAAAUCCAAGACCUCAACCUGUUGCACACUGUUGCCAAAGCACUGACGACCAAGGUCGACUACGUUUUCAAUAACACCCAGGUACGAAUCGCGCGUUCGAGAGAGCUCGUUUGUUGUCACUCGCGACCACAGAUGAUGAUCGUGGAGGACGAUUUGAAGAAGGCUGUCGCGCGGUUAACAGAUGAAAGAGAACAACUUCGCGUGGACCUGGACGCGAGCAUCAAGCAAUUAGUCGCGGCGUCCAGUGAGCUAGAAAUGACCUUGGGGCGGGAGAUGACGGCGCUGGCAAGUCGGUUGCACACAAAGGUUGACCGCGCCGAGGUCGGGAUGGCCCAUCAAACCAUGCAAGACGAAAUCGAGCGGUUGGCGAACAGCGUUGUCUCCCACGAUGAAUUUGUCGUCCUGGCAGAACGUCUCAAGCGGAAGCCCGACGCGAAUGACAUUCGGGCUUACGUGCGGCAAAAGAUCUCGUCGCUUAAGCUGGCGCAGACCGACACCAACUCGGAUGCGCCGCUCCUGGGGUCAGUGCCCGUGCGAUGCAUGUCGUGCCAAAACGUCGUCGAAGCCAAGGUGCAACCUGCGGCGUCGCACGAGGCCAAGCAACGCGAGGUGCUUCCGUUCACGACGUCGUCCAUGCGCCAUGUGCAAAAACACAAGUUGGAUGCCAUGAUGAAGGCCAAGGCUAGUCCAAAGUAGGAGAACUGUGAGGGCAGGUGCGCUUUUGCACAAACUCUUCGAGACGCAAUAAAGCGAUACGUGGCAAUUACGAACUCCA
Molecule: messenger RNA, 3851 nt
Organism: Aphanomyces invadans
Lineage: Eukaryota; Oomycota; Saprolegniomycetes; Saprolegniales; Verrucalvaceae
Exons: 11
Coding region: 53-3772 (1239 amino acids)
Source: RefSeq, a predicted model, not a curated record